Anthostomella pinea is the source of this 474-nucleotide messenger RNA. NCBI's taxonomy places the organism in Eukaryota, Fungi, Ascomycota, Sordariomycetes, Xylariales, Xylariaceae. The record is from the annotation of a GenBank genome assembly.
AUGAAGACCUCCGCCGUUGCUACGCUCAUGGCAGCAUGGGCCAUCACCUCCGGAGCGUCAGCGCCGAGCGAGCAGCGCGGCAAUCAUCUUGCAGCUAGAGAUAAGUCCAUCAGGGAAGCCAUCGCCGUCUGGGACCCCCCGUCGACCGACACCCAGAGGCUAGCCGACAUCAGAGACAAGAACAAGUUCAUCGGGCACUAUGCCAACGGCGACUCGGACUACGAGACCGAGCUCUCCGACGGCGAAGUCGAGGCCCUCGACAAGGGGCUCGGUCGUCGAGCUGACAUCGAUGCCAUCCUGCAUUUACCUGGCGUCACGGAGAUCCUACCUGAAGAAGACCAGUGUUACAGAAAGAAGUGCGAGGACUUUGAGACGUGCGAGAAACUCAAUAAGGAUCAUGGUUGCGGGUUUAUGUCCUGCAUUAACAGGAAAUGGGGCGGAGGCGAUGAUGAAGCUGAGAAGAGAUGCUUUUAG